Danaus plexippus (monarch butterfly) is the source of this 1691-nucleotide messenger RNA. RefSeq lists its product as uncharacterized. NCBI's taxonomy places the organism in Eukaryota, Metazoa, Arthropoda, Insecta, Lepidoptera, Nymphalidae. Bases 305 to 697 code for a protein of 130 amino acids. The transcript is spliced from 2 exons. The record is from RefSeq and is a predicted model, not a curated record.
UUCUAUUUUACGGCACUCCAUUGUUACUUAAAUUGUUAUUAUACGGACAGGUGUUCAUAAAUUUUGAAAGAAGUUUUACUUUUGCUAAAUUAAAAUUUAUAUUUUCAUCACCCCUAAUUUCGUUCAUGUUGAAGAAUAGUGACUUUUGGUAAAGGAGAUAAUGACAAAAUUACUUUAAAAACGGAUCAACAAAAAUGAAACUGAACAGCGAAAUCAAAAUGUCCACUAUCCCACACUUACAAUAGAUUAUAUAAUUUUGCCUCCAAAAAUCUAGUUUAGUCCUAGGAUUAAGAAAUUAUCAAAAAUGCUCCGAAGAUAUAGCGGUAUAAAGCCAUCCCAUCUCUGGUACAGGACCUCCCUGAAGGACUUCCACCACUACAUAAAACAACGAAUAACAGCCGUAGAAAACUGGGAGGAGAGAGAUAAGAAAAGUUUCUUGCAGUUACUCGCAAUAGGACUCGGCUCGGGUCUUGGGUUAUUGUAUUCGAUGGGUAUAAUAUGCCCGGAGAGAAUCAUAGAUGUCAUCAAGCCGUAUGAAUGUAAAACAAAAGAAGAAGUGAAGCCAAAAGAGGAGAAGCCUAAGACACCAGCACCAGUAGCUAAACCUAAAAAGAAAUGCGUCAGGAAAAAGGGCAUAGACCCGUGUCAGCCGGAACCGGAACCAGAAAUGAAGCCGUGUCCCAAAAAAGAACCUUAAUUGCACUGAAGAUGACAAUAAAAUGCUUAAAAAUAAAUAUACUUUGUUGAUUUCAUUUUCCGCGAGAAACUUUAGGGUGGCAAAAUUUUCUUCUAUAUGUAGAUCUAUUAAAUAAUUUAAUUUAAAAACUCAUGAUUGUAUAGCUGCGUGUCUGUUCCAUGUUAAAAUUAUAAACGAUACAGAUUAAAUUUAAAAAUUUUGCGAAUACGAAAAUACGUAAGAUAUUUUCUUCAGAGAUGCUCUAACUAAAAUAAUGGAAAUAAGAUUUUAAUGUAUUUCAAUAUAUGUAUAUUUCGAAAUAGUACUAUUAUGCUAUAUGUAAACUAAAUAUUAUCCCUAAAAAGUGUUGCUCAUAAAAAAAAAAACAAAGGCCAUAGUCCAAACCAACUAGAUUAACGUCUUAGCCAAAUAACAUGAUUUUGGAGUUGGCUUUGAUUGAAAUUUUAUAUUAUGGAACAAAUUUUUAAAGUUUUGAUAGUAGCGGUGGUAACUGUGGCGGCUUACAAUUAUUAUAUAUCUCAAAAAUAAGAACAGAGUAUUAAUAAUAAUAUACACAUACGUAUGACUUUAAUUAUCUGUCCCAGAAGUCACACAGGCGUGACAAGAAAGGAUUUGUAAAAUGAAAAGUGUGAUGUGAAUUAUUUAUGAUAAACAUUGCGAAUGGAUGUCAUAAAUUAACGAAUAUUGCAACAUUUGGAGGUUGAAAUUAAUUUCUUUAGUGCAAUGGAUAGGGUGGAGCAGUUCAGACUGAUCGCGAUGGUUAUAUCCAUGGCGUCGGUUAUUGGUUAUUCCUACGGAUUUAUAAACUUCCACAACCUGACUCCGGACAGACCAACGAAACAAACGAAACCGGACACGAAAGAAGUGAGAAAUUAUGAACGGGACAAGCAUAGUCCAUCUUACGGGGUUCAGGACAGAUACUGAAGACGUUAAGUCCGCCGAAACGAAACUUUUCCCUUGAUUAAUUCCACUAAUAUAUCUGUUUUUCAUUAAA